CCCGUUCCGAGUCCCUUCGUCCGUCCUCGCUCAGCGCUGGACUUCACCUUGCUGUACGCCAUCCCCAUCCGAGCACCUGCUGCCUAGUGCUCUGAGCAUAAGCAGAGCGCGCAUUCGAGCCUCCACUCUCUGCAGUAAGCGCAGCGGGGUACACCUGUAUACAAAGACACACAUCUAUACCGAGUGUCUCCAUUGAGGAUAAUUGAGAAGACGGAUCGGACACCAUCUCGACCACCAUGGCAUCAGUACAAACACAAGCCAACGGCAAUGGCGCCGCCGUACGGCCAGCACAGGCUGAGAAGGAGGGCGCAUACGAGAACAUAUUCCUAUUCAUCCCAAACUUGAUCGGCUACUCGCGCGUCUUCCUCGCCUUGAUCUCGCUCUAUUACAUGCCCCUCCACCCACGCACAUGCACCCUCCUCUACAGCAUAUCCUGUCUGCUCGAUGCGCUCGACGGAUACGCCGCGCGAGCAUACGAACAGAGCACCAAGUUUGGAGCUGUGCUCGACAUGGUCACGGAUAGGUGUACGACAACGUGUCUGCUGGUUUUCUUGGCGCAAGCUUUCCCGCGCUUCAGCAUCGUAUUCCAGGGUCUCAUCUCCCUGGACUUGGCCAGCCACUACAUGCACAUGUACGCGACGCUGAGCAUGGGCGGCAGUGGACAGAGCCACAAGAACGUGAACGAGAGCAGGAGUUGGUUGCUGAAGCAGUACUACUCCAACAACAAAGUCCUCUUCACCCUCUGCGCCAUGAACGAGAUCUUCUUCAUCGCCCUCUACCUCCUCUCCUUCAGCUCGCCCCUCCUCUCCCCAACCCUCUUCUCCGACCUCAACAACCCAUCGUCCAUCCAACCCGGCUCGCCCGCCGCCCCCAAACCGUCCAUGUUCUUCGCCAGUCCCUUCUCCGCCGCAGCCAUGGAGAUGGCUCGUGCCAACAAGAUGGACUCGACUGUCCCCUGGAUCUGCAUGCUUACUUCAGCUCCCUUCAUGGCUGUCAAGCAAUGGAUAAACGUUGUUCAGAUGGUCAAGGCGAGCCAGUGGCUCGCUGAGGGUGACCGCGAGGCGAGGAGAAAGGCGGGUCUGCCCAGGAAGGGGGGCGCGAAGAAGAGUCAAUAGAUGACUCUUCUGUUGGGAAAGGGACAUACAUAAGCGUGUCUAAUGUCCAGAGCUGGCAAAAGGACAGACAAACUCGCGGGUAAUGAGGAACAGUACCGCUCACCUGGUGGUAAUUUUGGCGGCCAUGCAUGUGUACGGACAUGAGGUUUUCCCCGUAUGCGGUUUUUCUCUCUUCAUCUUUCUUUUCUGUUUUCACCUACUCAUCUUGUAGUGAUUUGCGACUUCACUUGUCUGCUUCCAUGUUUCUUCAUUCGUUUUUUAGCUUCUA
This is a messenger RNA of Alternaria rosae, 1383 nucleotides long. RefSeq names its product CDP-alcohol phosphatidyltransferase-domain-containing protein. NCBI's taxonomy places the organism in Eukaryota, Fungi, Ascomycota, Dothideomycetes, Pleosporales, Pleosporaceae. The record is from RefSeq and is a predicted model, not a curated record. The transcript is spliced from 3 exons. Gene Ontology annotation, cellular component: Golgi apparatus; membrane. Gene Ontology annotation, molecular function: CDP-diacylglycerol-inositol 3-phosphatidyltransferase activity. Bases 237 to 1115 code for a protein of 292 amino acids. Gene Ontology annotation, biological process: phosphatidylinositol biosynthetic process.